This is a messenger RNA of Arabis nemorensis, 1389 nucleotides long. Lineage: Eukaryota; Viridiplantae; Streptophyta; Magnoliopsida; Brassicales; Brassicaceae. The record is from the annotation of a GenBank genome assembly.
AUGGAGACAACGACCACUCCUCUGCUUUCCGGUGAUGGCGACCGAAGCGGGUGGCUCCGUCGUCGUCUCCGUCUCAAAAACCCACUUUCCUCUGAACUCUCCGGCGCCGUCGGCGAUCUAGGAACCUUCAUACCAAUCGUCCUUACCUUAACUUUAGUCUCAAAUCUCGAUCUUUCCGCUACUCUAAUCUUCACUGGAUUCUACAACAUCGCAACAGGUCUUCUCUUCGACAUUCCUAUGCCUGUUCAGCCCAUGAAAUCCAUCGCCGCAGUCGCCGUCUCCGAGAGUCCACAUCUCACUCCUUCUCAGAUCGCCGCCGCUGGAGCUUUGACAGCUGCCACGCUCCUCCUCCUCGGUGCCACCGGAGCUAUGUCUUUACUCUACAAUCUCAUUCCUCUCCCUGUUGUACGCGGUGUUCAGCUUUCUCAGGGUUUACAAUUCGCCUUCACUGCGAUCAAAUAUGUUCGGUUUAAUUACGAUACUGCCACUAUGAAGCCUUCUUCUUCUCCUCGUUCUUGGCUUGGUCUUGAUGGUCUUAUCUUGGCUCUAGCUGCUCUGCUUUUCAUCAUUUUGGCUACUGGCUCAGGCAACGACAGAGAUGUUGAAGAAGUCGGAGAGAGUUCUGGUGACGAAAGCCAGUCUCGUAGGAGGAGACUGCGUCUUCUUUCUUCGAUUCCGUCUGCGUUAAUCGUGUUUUUGAUCGGGUUAGUGCUCUGUUUUAUUCGCGAUCCGUCGAUAUUCAAAGACCUUAAAUUUGGUCCAUCAAAGUUCAAGAUUUUGAAAAUCACUUGGGAUGAUUGGAAGAUCGGGUUUGUAAGAGCGGCGAUUCCUCAGAUUCCGUUGUCUGUAUUGAACUCGGUGAUCGCGGUUUGCAAACUAUCGAAUGACUUGUUUGAUAAGGAACUCUCCGCGACUAGAGUCUCUGUGAGCGUUGGUGUGAUGAACUUAAUUGGGUGCUGGUUCGGCGCAAUGCCUGUCUGUCACGGUGCUGGUGGGUUAGCUGGGCAGUACCGGUUCGGGGCAAGGAGUGGUUUGUCUGUUGUUUUUCUUGGGGUCGGGAAACUGGUCGUAGGUUUGGUGUUUGGGAACUCGUUUGUGAGGAUUCUGAGCCAGUUUCCGAUUGGAAUACUCGGGGUUCUGUUGCUAUUCGCGGGGAUUGAGCUCGCCAUGGCUUCCAAAGACAUGAACACGAAAGAAGAGUCGUUUAUCAUGUUGGUCUGCGCAGCCGUGUCGAUGACCGGCUCGAGCGCGGCUUUAGGGUUUGGGUGUGGAGUUGUUCUUUACUUGCUACUGAAGCUACGGACGUUAGACUGUUCUUCGGUUACUCUGUUUUCCCGGUCAAAUGAUGGAUCGCCCGCGGAUUCCGAAGCCGCUCCUCGUGUGGUCUAA